This is a messenger RNA of Aedes albopictus (Asian tiger mosquito), 2495 nucleotides long. RefSeq names its product transmembrane protein 170A. The transcript is spliced from 2 exons. Lineage: Eukaryota; Metazoa; Arthropoda; Insecta; Diptera; Culicidae. The record is from RefSeq and is a predicted model, not a curated record. Bases 706 to 1098 code for a protein of 130 amino acids.
UUCUGCUCAAUGAUUUCCGUAAUCUGGUGAAUGCCGAUAGGUUUAAGCCUUCAGUUGCGGAAUCAACAUAGCUUUUCUAGGUUUGACAAGAUUUUAAAUCAUACACUUUGCCAAUAUAGCUAAACUAGGUAUGGGCACUUAGUCUUCUACAUCUUCUUCUUCAAUUAGGUUAGUGAAAGAAACGCACGAUGGUGCACAGUGGUGCGUACCUUUCGCACUAUCUGCUGCGACCACCUCCGUCAUCGUCAGCAAUAUCUCAGCUGUAUUCUACCGCCAUCGUUGCUAGUAGCUGUCGCCGUCGGAAAACUACUGUCUUUCGAGAGACAUCCGGCAAAUCAGCUCCGCUGCUAAAAACCCGAAAUUUGUCAAUUCAGAUUGUGGCUGCCGCAGAAAAACUAAGAUCCCUGUAUGGUCUGAAGCUGCAAGAACUGGCAAAGGUGGUCUUAUUAUCUAGAUUUGAGAGGGACUCAGUCCCCAGAGCAAAACUACUCCUACUUGACCAGUCGAGGUUAGAUUGAGACCUGUCACUGAGAAUAACACUGUGAGACUGUGAUAGGGACGGAUCUCGAGAGGCACAUACUAACACCUAACACAUAGCACGUGGUUUUCGAGGAGCGUUAAGAGAUUAGUAGAUCUAGCGAUCGUAGUAGUAAGGGCAGCGGAGAGUGAAGGAUAAUCAAGAGGUUAGCUUAUACGGCAAAAGCAAUGUAUUCCGAAACAAUCUCGGAAUUGGACACGAUAGCCAAUGUGAUCGGUCUGCGGGGUGUAGGAACGAGUACAUUAACGAAGUUUGUCGAUAUGUGGUACCACGUCUUCCUGUGGGCUCUGUUCUCGUCGAUUGUUAUUCAUACCGGUGCAGCGGUAAUUGCGUUCGUGACGCUGCGUAAGCACAAGUUCGGUCGGUUCUUCUCAAUUUUUAUCCUAGUGAUGGGUGUCGUAUCUCCAGUUACCGGAGGCACCGUCAGUAGUGCCACCAUUGCCUUUGUACAUAGAGCCUCGAAUCUACCGAUGUCGCCUAUUCUGGCGAUGGUGUACGGUGUCGGGCAGACCAUACUGUCUGCUUGUCUCGGGUUCACGCGGCUGCUGGCAACACUGUAAAUGCUAUUCGUAUCCCAUGCACACGGUCUGCCAGGGCGGACAACAUCCCACUUAAAUACAAAUACAUCCAUUCAUGUAAACGUAAACACAUCUAAAUUAUUGUACUAGUGGAAAUUCUAAAUAGAACAAAAAACGUUAGCCAUUUUACGAUAGUCCAGUUUUUAUCAAAAUGCGCAAGAGAAGAAGGAAAAAACGAACGAAUAGAGCAUCCCUCGGGAGAACCACAUAAGGGCCAUAUAUCUCGACGCGACACGAGACAAGGUUAAUAUCUAUUUCAAUAAAAAUAAUAUUGUUUUAAAACAAUGAUACAAGCUAAUCUGUUGUAACAGGCAAAGACGGAAGGAAACAAAGCUAAGACUAAAAGGAAUAAGCCACUAGCAGCUAAAGGGAGAGACAAAAAAAGGAAAAGAAAAGAGGCAGAAACGAUUAUUAUACAUAGUCAAAACAACAAGAAAUGAAAUAGUGAUAUAUACCUAAAACAAAUAAUUGAAACUAAUUAGUAGAAACAAUUAAAUGGGAAAAAGAGCAAACCUAGUUAAAGCAAAUCAAACGCCACUAAAGCAAAACCUAAAUGUGCUAUUUACCGACCAUUAUCAUCGUUAUCAACCUGGCAUCAUCAUGGUCAUCAUUGCGCUUUCGAUACAUCAUUCGCCUCUCUUGUGUUCUGUAUCUUUUUCCCAUUUUUAUCACGGACUCUGCUAAAACUGCAUCACUGUCCGCCAUAUCUCUGUAUAAUGUAGAAACGGGAAACAUCGUUGCGCCACAAAAAUAUUUAUUUGUCAUUUUGUGCUUUCUCCCAUUGUCUAUAUCUACACAUAUUGGUUUCUGUCAGUCUCUCAAAUAGUAGAAAUAGUUAUAUUCACUAAUUAUUAGUUUUCCUUUUUCUCGUUCCUGUUGUUCGACUUUCCUCUUGACAUUCGCCGUAGAAUUAGUAUAGUGAAGAAAUAAGUUUUGUAUAUUUGUUCCACUAGCUUAGUUUCAACUCUGCAUAUUUAUUAGUAGGUAGAGAGGGCUUGUAUGUAUAUUUUUGUUUAGUUUUUUUUAUCGAUGAUAAAAAUGAAGAAGAGGAAAAGUCAAAAUUUAUCCAAUGUGUAUCUUCAUUACUAUGCGGAAAAGUGUAAAGAAUCAGUAACUGAUAAUUUUGAGAGUGAUUUAGGAAUCGAACGAUUGGUUUAUUUGGGAGAAAAAAAUAAACGAUAAGCAUCAUCCAAGAAGUUAUGAAGGAAAGAUCAUUGUGUUAAAGCCAAAGUCAAAUUAUCUUUAAAUUAAGGUAAUUAUUUGCUGUGACAAGCAAUGGCAACACAAUAUCUAUCACAAGCUACACUUCUUCUUGGAUGCAUAAAUUGGAGCAGGUUUUAAUCAUAAAUAAAUAAAAGUCAAUGAAUCGAUAGUAAAAA